AUGGCAAAUACUCGGAAUUUGUUCUUUUAUGCUCCAACUUGGGAUUACCCAGCCGAUGGCCCCAUCAAGCUGGGCAAUGUGAUUACAUCUGUCAAAAAACCCGAGCGGCCACUCCAUUGCGUUCCGCCUAUAGACUCUGACAUAUUCUCGACCGAGAAAACGAACGUCAAGCACACCCAAGAUGAAUCGCAGAACGAGAAAUUCUCGAUUUUGGUUAAAUUCUUCCACCUUUUUGGUCUUGAUGUCCAAGUCAGUGUAGGUCGACAGACUAGUGAUCAGAGAAAAUUCUCUUUUAAAACUAUCGAAACAAGGCAGUUUAUUCCAACGCUGUCAUAUAUCCAGGCAUGUGUUGAGAAUAGCAAUGUCCGCCGCUUCCUCGAAAUGUCUCGCUACCGCAAGCCAGUCUAUGUCAUCACCGGCCUAAAGAUAGUCUUUGGCGAUGAGGCCAGCAUGGUUACGUCUCACUCGGUCCGGGAUUCUCCCAUUGUUCAAAUUGAUAGCGCCAUACCACAAGUUGGGCCAAUCAGACUCAACGGACUUGGCUCUGGGAACAGCAUUGCUACCAGGGCCGUUACUGAGUGGGAAAGCAGUGACAACUUUGUGUUUGCAUUCCGGGUCAGUAAAGUUCUUGUGGGUAAGACAACGGGCCGCAUCAUUAGCGAGGAAGGUUACCGCAGAGGAGCUAUGCUUGGCGACAAUGUAGAGUUGCAAGAAAUUCAAGGCCCACCGCUUUCUAUCCUCAAGAUUGAACACCCGGAUGCGGAAGGUGAAGGAUAUGACAUAGAGGAAUUGACGGAAGGUGAAGAUGUUGUGAUUUGUGCUCUUCAGAGACAAAAUGAUUCAUAA
Molecule: messenger RNA, 846 nt
Organism: Trichoderma asperellum CBS 433.97
Lineage: Eukaryota; Fungi; Ascomycota; Sordariomycetes; Hypocreales; Hypocreaceae
Source: RefSeq, a predicted model, not a curated record